AUGGCGAUUCGAACGCUCCAGCAAAACAAACUGAACGUGAAGGGGUGCCUGGUGGCUAGAGAGCCGCGAGCGGGUCAAGCUGCCUGUGCUACUGGAGGCACUACACCAGACUAUGUACCACCAAAAGCCAGCUUGGGGAGGGAAGCUCAGGUAAUUCUUUCCGUAGAAAGAAUGUGUGGCAAGGGCAUGGUAUGCCAGUGGGGGCUUUACAACAGACAGACCUGUAAUGACAAGUUAAAGGAUGACUCGAGAAAGGACAACAGCAAACACUGGUACAAGUGCGGAAAGCAACAAGGAUGGCGGUGGAAAAGGGGAAGGGCACAUGGAUACCCCGAGCCUCGCAGACUGAAUCGGCGGAGACCACGUCCCUCAGGUACCGUCUUGCGCCCAGUAAACAUCAAGGGAAACCGAGCUCCAGGCAUGAGAGCACCAAGAAAUACCAACCAGUUUCUUAUGCACGAGAAGUAUCAGAUGAUGCACAUGCGAUCUGAUUCUGUGGGAACGGACAGUGGAUCGGACUGUGAAAUGGAUUUUGCGGAUAUGGACUCUUAUCUCGGUGUUUUAGAGAACGCUAGAGGCGCACUGUUGGACAGUCUUGAGCUCACUCCACCGCCAUCAGCUUUAUUCUGUCCUCAACAAUUGGCCAAAUGUCAAGCGUUUCCCUUUUUCAGCUUCGCCGAGCUCGACAAAGAAGAAAGUAUGCAGUAUUAUCCAUCCGAAGAUGACGUCAAUCAAAGUGAAGAUUUCAUGCAAAAAGACUUCACUGAGUUUUGUAGACUUGUACAAUAACCACAACCAUGUAAAAGAGGACCAGUUUGCCUUCCUGACAGAGAUUUGAACAUUUUAUGUUUAGGCUACAUUUAACAGGGGCAAGAACCUUGACCGUUUAGGUUUUUCAUACAUUAAGAUAUAUUUGUAUAUUGCCAUAGCCUAUAAUCAUGCUGUUCUGUUUUGACGGGUGUUGGGGUAGGAGUGUGACUAAGUAGCCAAUCACGUUCCAGCUUGUCCGACGCUAACAAACGCAACUUCUUGACAUUUUGAAGUUACUAAUGCAAACGUUAUUGAGAAAUAAAAACAAACUUUUAGACGGUG
This is a messenger RNA of Clupea harengus (Atlantic herring), 1092 nucleotides long. RefSeq lists its product as uncharacterized. The record is from RefSeq and is a predicted model, not a curated record. Bases 1 to 789 code for a protein of 262 amino acids. NCBI's taxonomy places the organism in Eukaryota, Metazoa, Chordata, Actinopteri, Clupeiformes, Clupeidae. The transcript is spliced from 3 exons.